This is a messenger RNA of Rotaria socialis, 294 nucleotides long. NCBI's taxonomy places the organism in Eukaryota, Metazoa, Rotifera, Eurotatoria, Philodinida, Philodinidae. The record is from the annotation of a GenBank genome assembly.
AUGAAUUCUUCUUCAUUAACACCGGAUACAAUUUUCAUGUUACUACUUUCUUUACAACGCAUUUCUCGUAAUUUAUCUCAUGUACUACAUACAUUGGAUGCUGAUCUUAAUUCAUUCCGACAGUUACUGACAGAAUUCACAUCAUCGUCUAUUAUUGGAUCUUCAUCUUCGUCCAUCAUCGAAGAAGAAGAAGAAGAAAUUAAUGAUUAUAUUUUAGAGAAAAAUGAAGACUUUUAUGAAGAAUUAUUUGACGAAAGACUUGAACCGAAACCAAAACGUGUUACAAGACUUUGA